GCGACAAUGUCAGACACACAGCAAAGCAGAAAGCAGCAAAGCUUCACAGAUAGACCCAUUAUUCUGAGACCAACAACAGACCAAAACACGAACAAGCCAAGUAGAGAAUCAAAUCGGAUCCCCCCAUUAUGAAGACAUGCCCAACUCCCCAUCUCAUUCUCUCAUUCCUGUUCAUAUGCACUUUUUUCUUCUCCCUGACCCACGCCGCCGGCGGCAAAUGGCAGCUGCUUGUGAAAAGCGUCGGCAUUUCCGCCAUGCACAUGCAGCUCCUCCACAACGACCGUGUCGUCAUGUUCGACCGCACCGACUUCGGAAAAUCCAACCUCCCCCUCCCCAACGGAGUCUGCCGCAACAACCCCCACGACACGGCGCUUAAAGUCGACUGCACGGCCCACUCCGCCGAGUACGACGUGGCGUCCAACAAAGUCCGUCCUCUGUUUGUGUACUCCGACGUGUGGUGCUCCUCGGGGUCAGUAAACCCCAGCGGAAGUCUAGUCCAGACUGGAGGUUUCAACGACGGAGACAGAAGAGUGAGGGUCUUUGACCCGUGUCCUACUUGUGACUGGAAAGAGAUUGAGUUCGGGUUAGUCAACCGGAGAUGGUACGCCACCAAUCAUAUUCUUCCAGAUGGAGGCCAGAUAAUCAUCGGCGGACGGCGGCAGUUCAACUACGAGUUUUACCCCAAAAGUGGAGGCUCAAUGAACGCGCACAGUUUACCUUUUCUUGUUGAGACAAGUGACGGCGACGCCAUAGAGAACAAUCUCUACCCUUUUGUCUUUCUCAACCUUGACGGCAAUCUUUUUAUCUUUGCCAACAAUAGAGCUAUAUUGUACGACUAUGUUGCUGGUAAAAUAGUGAAGACGUACCCCACAAUACCCGGUGGAGACCCGAGGUCGUAUCCGAGCACUGGUUCAGCGGUGUUGCUACCUCUCAAGACUUCUAAAGGUCAGGCUGUGGCAGCUGAGGUUCUGGUUUGCGGUGGAGCUCCCAAAGGCUCUUAUGUUAAGGCCGAAAGUGGGACUUUCGUGCCAGCAUUGAAGACAUGCGCUCGGAUCAUGAUAACCGACCCGAACCCGCAGUGGGUUGUGGAAAACAUGCCUGUAGCCAGAGUCAUGGGUGACAUGACGUUACUAGCCAACGGUGACGUUUUAAUUAUCAACGGUGCGGGAUCAGGUACCGCGGGGUGGCAGCUCGGGCGGAACCCGAUACUGAACCCGGUUGUUUACAAGCCCGAUAAUGCGGUCGGGUCACGGUUCGAGAAACAAAACCCGAGCACCAUACCACGCAUGUACCACUCCACUGCAAUACUGCUACGUGAUGGAAGGGUACUUGUUGGAGGUAGUAACCCUCAUAUUCGUUACGAGUUCUCAAACGUGCUUUUCCCAACCGAACUUGCUCUAGAAGCAUUCUCCCCUAAUUACUUGGACUCGCAAUUUGCAAGUAUACGUCCGAGCAUCUAUUCGCCUCAGUCACAAGUUACGGUUGGUUAUGGACAGAAGCUAGCCGUUCGAUUUUCGAUAACGGGGAGAAUACAACUGAACUCAGUGUCUGUUUCGAUGGUGUCACCUUCAUUUACUACGCAUUCGUUCUCGAUGAACCAGAGGCUAGUGGUUCUUGCUUCCGAGAAUGUUAGAGCAGUGGGGAACUUGAUGUUUGAAGUUCAGGUUACGACGCCGGCUUCCGGUAAUCUUGCACCGUCCGGAUAUUAUCUUGUAUAUGUGGUUCAUCAGCAGAUUCCAAGUGAGGGUAUUUGGGUCAAGAUUCAGUAAUUAAUAUAUUACUAGAAGUUUUUUUUUUUUUUUUUUGAUUGGAUAUAUUACUAGAAGUUAAGAGAUAUAGGUAGUUAGGUACAGUUGCUUUCUCAAUUCUUUGUCAUCGUAUACAUUAAUUAUUCUUACAGUAUUUACAAGUUGUGUUAACUGUAUCAAAGAUUUGUAUACAGUAUUCACGUAGUGAAUCAAAAUAAA
This is a messenger RNA of Rosa rugosa (rugosa rose), 1967 nucleotides long. Its product is annotated as aldehyde oxidase GLOX-like. Bases 129 to 1769 code for a protein of 546 amino acids. The record is from RefSeq and is a predicted model, not a curated record. The transcript has a single exon. Lineage: Eukaryota; Viridiplantae; Streptophyta; Magnoliopsida; Rosales; Rosaceae.